AAAGUGGUUAAUUAUUUCUCUCUUCGCCGUCAAUAUCUCUGAAAUCUUUGCAUGAUGUCAACGAUGCCACACGCCUGACUCACGACGACGACGACGAAACGAUGGCAGAGAUCGAGUGGCCCUGGCAGUACAGUUUCCCGCCGUUCUUUACGCUUCAGCCUCACGCCGACACCAGGGCUAAGCAGGUAGCGGCGUGGAAGAGCUUGGUACUGGAGUAUCAUCGUGUCACGAAGCAGGCGAUCGUGGACGUUCGCGAGGUGCACACGAAUCCUCUGUUCAACAACGCCAGCAUAAACAGAAGGUUGCCGUCCGAAGCUGUGCUGCUGGUAUUAGAAGAAUUAGGAAAAUCGGGGAACGCGUCUCCGCUAGACAAAACGAAACAGAGAUGGUUGGUUUAUUGGCACACUUUAGAGGAAUGGGGCGAUGUAAUAUACAAUUGGGCACAGGAGAAUGGCUUCGUUGGCUCUGUGUGCACGUUUUUCGAAUUGACACAAGGGGAGGACACGGUUGAGCAAGAAUUCCACGGUUUGGAUACAGAAGUACUGAUCAGAUCGCUAAGAACGCUGGAAGCUGCCAGAAAGGCGGAGAUCAUGUCGUUCGAUGAUAAUCAAGGCGUUAAGUUUUUCUAACGCUUGGAGAGCAACCGCUGCUCGUCGAGUUACAUACGUAAGCUGUAUUUAAUUGCGUACUUGUUGUAUAUUAUAAUUUAAUAUAUGCAUUUGGAUGUGUAUCUAUGGAAUAAAUUUCAAGUAGAUUCCUCUA
This is a messenger RNA of Vollenhovia emeryi, 762 nucleotides long. It is a transcript of the gene Vps25, whose product is annotated as vacuolar protein-sorting-associated protein 25. The record is from RefSeq and is a predicted model, not a curated record. Gene Ontology annotation, biological process: protein transport to vacuole involved in ubiquitin-dependent protein catabolic process via the multivesicular body sorting pathway. The transcript is spliced from 4 exons. Gene Ontology annotation, molecular function: structural molecule activity; protein homodimerization activity. Lineage: Eukaryota; Metazoa; Arthropoda; Insecta; Hymenoptera; Formicidae. The coding region runs from base 102 to 629 and encodes 175 amino acids. Gene Ontology annotation, cellular component: ESCRT II complex.